Molecule: messenger RNA, 477 nt
Organism: Cylicocyclus nassatus
Lineage: Eukaryota; Metazoa; Nematoda; Chromadorea; Rhabditida; Strongylidae
Source: the annotation of a GenBank genome assembly
AUGAUCACACAAAUGGCUCCAGAGUACAAGAUUAGUACGGAUAUAAAAAUGGGGGAGUUGAGAGCAUUUUAUGUGCAAAUGGCUCUCUCCGUUUUAUUUUUAGUUCUCAUCGGCUUAAUUUCUCUAGGAGUCGGAAAUUUCAUUGAUUGCUUUAAAGAGCUAAAACAUAGACAGCUUGGAGAAGAAUAUCGCGACAUUUUGAUUGGUGCUCUUAGAGCUCAAAACGCUUGGAUGAGCUAUGACUGCAAACUCGAGAGGUACGCUCGUAGAGAACUCCUAAAUAAAAAGGUGCCAGAAAAUAUAACUUUCACCAAUAGAAUUAUGAGCGACAAAGUUGUAUCGGUGAAAACUUUCUUGAAGGAGGCAGUAAAGAACUUCAAGCUAGGAAAGAAGUGGACUGACAUUGGAUGCUAUUACACCUACAAAAAGAACAAGCAUAACGCUGAAAAGCAUAAGGUCGUCUGCGCCUAUGAUUGA